Molecule: messenger RNA, 1374 nt
Organism: Akanthomyces muscarius
Lineage: Eukaryota; Fungi; Ascomycota; Sordariomycetes; Hypocreales; Cordycipitaceae
Exons: 2
Coding region: 1-1374 (457 amino acids)
Biological process (GO): tRNA modification
Cellular component (GO): mitochondrion
Molecular function (GO): tRNA dimethylallyltransferase activity; ATP binding
Source: RefSeq, a predicted model, not a curated record
AUGACAAUGGCAAAUUCUGCGGCUCCGAAAGAGCCGCUCGUGGUGAUAUUGGGGUCUACAGGGACAGGAAAAUCCGAGUUGGCAGUGGAAAUCGCAACUCGCUUCCGUGGAGAAGUCAUUAAUACAGAUGCCAUGCAGCUCUACCGUGGCCUGCCCAUCAUCACCAAUAAGAUCACAGCCGCCGAGCAGCGCGGCAUCCCACACCACCUGCUGGACCGUAUUCCUCUCAGCGACGUGCCCUGGGACGUCACAGAGUUCAAAAAGCACGCGUUGGGCACGAUUCGUGAGAUCCGCAGCAGAGGCAACUUGCCCAUCCUUGUUGGCGGCACGCAUUACUACGUUGAGCCACUGCUCUUUACAGAUGCCAUUCUCGACGAUGUGCAGCAGGAUGAGACAAAGUCGUUUCCCAUUCUGGAGGCUUCGACAGAAGACAUGCUCGCUGAGCUUCGCCGCGUCGAUCCUGAAAUGGCAGCAAAGUGGCAUCCCAACGAUCGCCGCAAGAUCCAACGGUCCCUGGAAAUCUACCUCCAUACAGGUAAAACAGCAUCAGCACUGUAUGCAGAGCAGCAGUGGCGUAAAGCCGCCGCUGCUGCCGAAGCAGAAUCCUCGCCUUGGGAGAAUCUCUUACUUUGGGUAUAUUCCGAGCGCGAUGUCCUGUGCGACCGUUUAGACAAGCGUGUGGACAAAAUGUUCAGCAGCGGCCUCGCCGAAGAAGUGCAAGAACUGCAUCGAUUCAAGACGGAAAGUGCUCAAAAUGGCACCGCUAUGGACAUGACCAAAGGUAUCUGGCAGUCCAUCGGCUACAAGCAGCUCGAGCCCUACAUUGCCGCAGCAUUCGACGGCGAGCCCACUGAAAACGUGGCUAAGCUUAGAGAGUCAGGCUUGGAAGAUAUGAAGACAGCCACGAGGCGCUACGCCAACUAUCAGAACAAAUGGAUCCGCGGCAAGCAGAUUCCCAGGCUGAAGCAGCGCGGCGAGGAUGCGCUGAGCAGCCUGUACGUGCUCGACAGCACCGACGUCGCGCGGUACCACGAGACCGUGGUUGCGCCCGCCGCCACGCUCGUCGACCUGUUUCUGAACGGCGAGCCCAUGAGGCAACCGCGCGAUCUGUCCGAUCUGGCGCGCCGUGUGCUGGAGACGGCGACGGUGCCGCCCGCCAAGCAAACGCCACAGCAGCGGACGUGCGAGAUUUGCCAGACGACGCUCGUGACGGAGGAGGCGUGGAACAGGCACAUGAAGAGUGCCGGCCACCGCAGGGUCAUGAAGAAGAAGAAGAAGCUUACCCUGGUGCCGGUAGAAACGUCGGACCAGGCAGAGGCCGAUGAAGCUGGGGACUCGAACCCAGGAAUAUCUUCGCUGCCGGGGCAGCAGUAG